UUCGUGCAUUAAGAGUAGUUGUUAAUCUAUAACAAAUCAUAUUAAUAAAACGCGUAUUGCCAUAUUAUAUAUAUUAAUUAUUACCACAAUAGUGUUUAAAUAUAAUUAAUUGUUAUUUAUUAAUAAUGUAUCGCAGUAACCUCAUUAUAUGGUAGCUGCUAAGCGGGAAUUAUACGCGGGAAAAUUUUUCUUUACGUAGAAGAUGAGUUAACCGUGGCGCUAGAUCGUAGCCAACAACUACGAAGCAACAUCAUCAUAUAACAUUAACAUCAUUCACCUACGCUUAUAUUUUUUUAAAAACUAUUUUUUAUAAAAGGUUAACAAAUAAUAAAUUAUUUGUACUUGUGGUUUUAGAAGUAGUGCCUAAAAAAAGGCACACUGAGGGUAUGAGUACAUCAACAAUGCCAGGAGUAGGAUCAACACCACCAUCAUCGGGACACUCGAUGCUACCGAUGAAUGUUAUGGCACAAAAAGUAAUGCCAGGUGGUGAUCCUGGUUCAAUGAAACCAUUGAGUGGCACUAAUUUGAGUUACGUUACACUCCAACCCGCAAGCCAACCUCUUAGUUUGGUACAGGAUCACAGGUCACAAGUUUAUCCAACACCUUAUAAUCAAUCGACAUCAACACCAGCCUCAGCAGCUACAGCAGCAGCAUCUAGUAAUAUUAAUGCUAAUACUGAAAGAGAAAUUAGUGAAUCAACAGAUAGUAAAUCUGUACAAAAUGGAUUGGAGAAUAGUGUCAAUAAAACAGGAGUGACAGCUGGUGCUGAUGAAUCUAAUUUACAAUCUAAACAAAAUCAAGAGGCUAAUAGAAAUAAUAAUAUAAGUCCUCAAAGUUCAUCAACUGAAAGUCAAGAUGACGUAAAAUCUGAUCCACAACCAUCAACAUUUACUGAAAAUUCUGCAGCAGUAAAUAUGACACAGAAAACUGAGGAAAAGAAAAUUCCUGUUAAUAAUGGCACAAAAGAAGCUGAUAAUUCAUCGUCAUCGACGUUAACGUCAACACAAAAUAAAGUAUCUCCAGCGCAAAAAAUAGAUGAUACGCAGCCUAAAGUUGACGCUAGUGGUAGUACUAAAAAAUUACCCACAACACCAACAAAAGCAACAGCUAAUGAAACAAGUUCACCGACAACAACAAUGACUAAAGCUGAACAAAAAAUUAAUUCACCUGUACGAACUCCAAAACGUAAAUCCCGUGAAUUAAAAGAUUUAAAAAGUCCAGCUGCUGAAAGUGGUAGCAAACCUAAAAGAAAUCGGGUUCAGACUCAACCUUAUCAGAGUCCUUUACCGGAAAUAGCAUUGAUUGUUAAACAGACUCUUAAUAAAACGCCUGCUAAUAAAAAUCCUGAUGAUAAACUCAUCGUAUUUUACAAGAAUGAAUUCUUAGCAGUACGUAAUGCUGAAGGUAGUUUUUAUGUAUGUCAAGCAAUGCAAAAUAUUUACAAGUCUAGCCGACGUAUUCGCAUACGCUGGCUUUCCCAGGAUAAAAAUAAUGGAGAAAUUUAUUCACCUGAUUUUUAUGAUUUUACUGAUUUCGAUUGUAUCCUGACGAAUUUAAAUUUGAACAAAGUUGACAAAAAUAAAUAUCAAUUAACUAAAUUUGAAUUAUUGCGUACGGAAAAUAUAUUAAAACGUGCUAUUGAUGUUGAGGCUGGUGUUUCUGAAAAACCUAGUGUAACGGAAGAACAUCCUGAUGGAUUGGACUUGUCGCUGUAUAAAGACGAAUCACAAUUGAAGAGGAGAAAAGGAUCAAGUAACCCAAAACAACGUCAACGUAAAAGGUCAAAACGUGAAUCAUCAAGUUCAUCGUCGUCUUCCUCAUCCUCCUCGGAAGAUGAUAGCAGUGAUGAAGAGCCAGAAAAAAAAUCAACAACAGCUACAGCAACGACAACUACCACAACACCUAAAUCAAACCGUGUUAAAAAACGUCCAGCGGCAAAUAACAAAGCACUGGCUAUCGCUAAAUCAGUAGCUAAUGUAUCAAGUCGUUCUAAGCGAAUUUUAAAUCGUGGUAAUAAAAUAGAUUCCGUUAAUGACAAUACGACGAAUUCCGGAAACACAAAUGCCAGUAGUGGAACUGGUGUCAGUGCUGAUGCCAAUACUGGUGCUGGUAAACGUGCCAUUAAUACUGAUGUCAAAAAAGCUGAAGCGAAAAAAACAACAAAACCUCCUCCGUCAAAUCCAAGCUCAACGUCAAGAACGAAAUUACGUGGGUCAACACAAACUGUCGAGACGAGCAGUAAUAAUUCAACAAGACGUGGAAAGCGAUUGGCUGCUGGUACUACCGGGGUGACAUCAACUGAGGGUUCGUCUGAAAAAAAAUCACGUAGCAGAGUGUAAUAAUAAAUUGAUAAUUAAUAACUAAUGCAUUUUUAAUUGAUAUUUAAAAUUUAUAAAUUAUAUAUUAUUAAUUAAAUAUUAAAUACACAAUAAUAUAAUAAUAAUAAUUAAUAUUAAUAUUAAUAAUUAUAAAUAAUCUAAGAUCCGAUACGUGAAUAAUUAUUGUAUGAUGAAAAGUCAUUGUGAUUUGCUUAUGUCAUGUUAAAAAGUAAUGUUUUUAUAGAAUUUAAUAUAUAUUAUUAUUAAUCUUGAUAUUGAUGGUAAUACCAGAUAUAUAUUAAGAGUUACCUAAUAAUAAAAUGAAAAAAAAAGAAAAUAAUUAAAUUAAAUAAAAUAAAGUAAAGCUUCUGACCAAUUUAAAAUGUAAAUUACACGAUGUCUUUUUUUCAUUGACAUUGCAGUUAAAUAUAAACUCGCGUAUCGGAUCUUUUUAAUUAUUAUUGAUAUUCUUUGAGAAAGUCAUUUUAAAAUGAAAAUAAAUAAAUGUGUGAGAGUGAAUUAUUAAUGGUAAUAAUCAUAAUAAAAUAAUAACAGUUAUAAUAAUGAUACCUUUGAGGGUAGAUAAUAAUUAUCUUACUGGUGGUUUGAUUUAUAAAUAAGGCGUUUAUGCUGACAAAAUAAUAAUAAAUAAUAAAACUUUUGCAAUAGUAUAUUUUUGAUGUUGUAAGUGAAUGUUGUUAUGCGUUAUUUUAAUACGAUUAUAACCAUUCACUUUAUCAUCAGAUUUAUAAGUAUGUACAAAUAUUACAUGGUUUGGUAUGUAAUGAAAAGGUUUCUGUACUACAGAAAUAAUUUUAUCGAGAGGCGAUUUUUUAAAAAAUAAAAAAACGCAAGUCAAAAAUUUUAAAUGAAAUUUAAUAUGAUAAUAUUAAUAUUUCUUUUAAUAUUGAUAUUAUUAUUGAUAUUUAUAAAUUUUAUAAUUAUUUCAAUUGGGAAUAUUUGAAAAUUUUUAAUUGAAUUUUGAUUAUUUUAAAUCACUGCUCAAUCAUUUACUACAGCAGUUGUCGUCCAAUUUUUUGUUUUUCUUUUAUUUUUAUUUUACAAAGUUUCCAAUCAAUGUAAAAAAAAAUUUUUUUUUUUUUUUAGUUGCUUUUAAUUAACUAGAUAACUUUUUGUAAAAAUUACUUAGCAAAAAUUUGAAAAAAAAUUACUGUUCGUAAAAAAAAAAUUUUAUUAAGGAUUCAUUGUAAAAAACUAUUAUAAAUUUAUAUGACUGUAAAAUUUUAGAUCGACAUAUGCAAGUGUUAAGUGCGAUAAUGAAAAAUUUAAACAAAUUUUUCUCCGAAAUUAUUUCAUAAAAUUUUAAAAAAUUCACACGAAUAAAAAAAUUUAUAAGAAACAUUUUUUCUGAACGUAAUAAGGAGUUUACUUUAUGCAAGCCACUGAUAAAAAAUUUUUUUUAAAUUUAAUAAUUUUUCAUUUGUACUUUUCUAGUUCGAUACAAUUACGAAAUUUGCUGUAAUAUAUUUACACUACUCUGUAAUAUAUAUUUUUUAAACAAGCUGAUAUAGUCUCCUAUAUUGAAAAAUUGUGAAAUGUUUAUUAUUAUCUUAUCAUUUAUAAUAAUAUUAAUUAAUUUUAUUGAGAAAAAACCUUUACUUUGUUUUUGUAACCAUUGUCUGCUUCUUUAAAAAAUUAAAAAAAAAUAUAUUAGAGUCUCAAGCCAGUAAAGUACUAAAAAUUAUCAAAUUUAAAAAUCAUUUUUUAUUGUAUUCUUUGCAUAGUAAAUUCGGAGAAGAAUUAUAAUUUUUGAAAAUUAAUAAUUAAAAAUUUUUAGCCCUCUAUGACGGUUCUAAAAAUUACAGAAUUUUUUUCCAUUUGAGAUUUAAAAUCUUUAUCGGUGAAUUUAAAACUUUUGGCUGUUACUUCAUUAAAAAAAAAAAAAAUGUGUCGUUUAAAUUUUUCAAAGAUACACUGUAAAUAAUUCGAAGUGAAUUCGUCGAAGUGAUUACGAAUUUUAUUUGAAUCCGAAUUCACUCCGGUACUCAGAGUUCCAGAGUUAAAAAGAAAAUCACUCCGCUAAUAUUCCGAUUUACUCCGAUUUAGAGUUUUAAUAUUGAAACAAUUUCUCUUUAGGAGUUGAUUUCACUUCAAACCGGAGUUUCAGUAUUCAAAUAAACUUCCCUUCGAAGUAAAUUUCACUCCGAGAAAAUUAAAUAAAUAAAUAAAUAGUCAUCCGCUUUACAUUCAAUCCGCAUUCACUCCGUAUUGAAUCUGCGUUCACUUCGCAAAUUUUUUACAGUGUACUAUUGAGUAGUUUAAAAAAAAAACAUUUUUUAAAUUUUUUAUUUUAAUCGCUGCAAAUACUUGCGUAUUUUGAUUUACAAUUUCAAGUAAGUAAAUUUGAUCAAUAGUAGAAAAAAAAAGUGACAGGCAUUUUUUCCAUAGUUAUCCAGUUAUAAUAUUUAGACUAAUUUAUUAAAAUAUAAAAUAUAUUUUUAAGUCAUUGACUCGUGUAUUGAUUAAUUUAAAAAAAUUUUAUUAUUAAUUUGACAAAAGCUUUCAUUGAAUUUUAUUUUUAUGACAAAUAUUUUUAUAUUGAUUGGAUUGAAAAAGUUAAAUUACUGUGUAUUUAAUUUGAAAAUUAUUAUGGAUAAACAUGUUUUUCUUUUUUAAUUUUUAAAUAAUCAUAAUGUAAGAUUUAAAAUCAAUAAUACAUAAUCUAUAGAAAAUAAAUAUUUAGAAUUUUAUUGAACCGGUAGAAGCAGUGUGAAAGUUAUACAUUUGAAUAUAUAUUACAUUGUACCUACUGUAACAUCAACAACAACAACAACAGAAAACACAAAAUAAUCAUGCUAAUACUUAUGAUUUUUCUCCAUUAGUUUAUUUAAAAAUAUUAUUUUAAAAAAUAAUAAUUAUUGAAUUUAAUUAAUACUGUGUAUUUUAUUAAUUUGCCAAGGAUUUGAAAUAAGAUUGUUUGUUUACGGUAUACAGUAAAUUACAUUCGAUAUUAUGUCAAAUCUUAAGAAGGUUCUCAGACAAUACCCCCCACUUUUUAAAAAUAUUCAAUGACUUCUAACUCUCAUAAACGUAUCAAAAUUGUAUCAAUUAAUUGAAUAAAAAAUAGACAAUUGUCGCCGAGAUAUAGAUUUAAAAAAAAAUUACUUACAAUUGUUAUCAAUUAGGAGUUAAACGAAAUUUGUUGAAUAAAUUUUAGUAAAAUCUUUAUGUCAACAUUAUAAUUUGAAACGUCAAAUUUUGUGAAGUGAAAUUUUUUUCAGAGAGUGAAAUAAGUGAUUUUUCAAUGAACCGUUUUCAUAGAUAAAGACCCGAAUCAUUAAAUAAAAUAUUUCAUUCGAUGUGUAAAUUUAUCGAAUCGAAUGUUUCUCGUUCGAAAAUUUUAGUUUAUAUCUGAUAACGGCUCAUUUUAAAUUUCUAUUUGCUAAUGUAAGUGCAACAAGGACCGUUUUGUUCGUUUACAUGUGUGUGAGAAAGAGGAUAGAUGGCAAAUCCUCUUAACAAAUUUCUUUAACCUCUGAUUGAUGAAAACUGUAAGUAAUUUUUUUUUUAAAUUUGUAUCUCAAAAUUGUAACGACGUUGUCUUUUUUUCCAUAAAUCAUUUAACUUUUUUAAAAUUAAUUAAUAAAAAAUUGGAACCUUAAUUGAAAAAAAAACAAGUAGUUGCAAUUUCACUGAGAUUCAGAAUUCAAAAAAAAUUAUUUACAGUUUUUAUCAAUAAGGAGUUGAACAAAAUUUGAUGAUUAAAUUUUAAACUACAAAAUUUGAAUUUGGAAUUGAUAUGGAAUUUUUUACUGAAAUUUAUUUAACGAAUUUCGUUUAACUUCUAAUUGAUGUCAACUGUAAGUAAUUUUUUUUUAAAUCCAUAUCUCAGGAAAAUUGCCCUUUUUUAAAAUUAAUACUACAAUUUUUUUUCAAUUCAUUGAUAAAAUUGAUAAAAUUGUGAUACGCUUCUGACAGUUGAGUCAUUAAAAAUUUUAAAAAAGUGGGGGUCAUUGUUUGAGAAUGUCCUUAAUUAUAAAUUGUUAAUUUAGACGUUAAGUUACAAUUUAAAAAACAAAAAGAAAAGAAACAAAACUAAAAAUUCAUAUAUAUAAUUUUUAAUUGAAUAAUAAUAAUAUUUUUUUUUGCAGAUAUUUCUUUAUUAUUAUUAUUAUUAUUAUUUUGUUUAGAGAAAGCAUCUGAAAUAUGCUUUAUGCAAUUUAUGUAGUAAUUUCCUUAGAUGAACUUUUUAUGUAGAGGAAUUAUAUUAUAUAUAUAUUUUUGUGCUUUGAUUAUUUUUUUUUUAUUUCAUAAUUUUUAUUAAAUUUUUGUUUGUAAUAAAUAUAUAUCUUUAUAACUCUUUUUUAGCUGAAAAUAAACUCACUUUAUAUACACAAUAAUUUUUAUUACUGCACAGCAGUUAAUUUUUUCACAACAAACAAAAAAAAAAUUAGAUAAUAAUUAAUUGAUAGAUAAAAUAAUAAAUUAAUGUAUAAAGUCUUUUAAAAAUGUCACCCAAUUUUAUUUACUGGGUUUAUUAUUUUAAUUAUAUUUAAUAAUAAUUAUAAUGAUUACUUAUAAAUAAAUAAUUAAUAAUUACAGUAAUAAUUAAUUAGUAAUUAAAAUUAAAAAGAAAAUUGAAAACUGUUUGAGCGAUUGGACAUUCUGAGUAUAAGAGUGUUGUUAAAAAAAAAAAAAAUUAUAAAUAUUAAUUAUUCCUUUAAUUAUUCACUUUAAAAUAAUCACUGUUUAAAAUUUUUAUUAAUUAAAAAUUAUGUUACUUUUUAAAAAAAAUUUUAAAUUUUUUUAUAACAAAAAAAAAAGUUUUAAACAGUGACGUUUAUAAAGUUUUCAAAAAUAAAUAUAUUUUUUACAUAUUUUUAUUCAUAAAUAUUAUAUAUUAUCACUUUUAAGUAUCAAAAAAUUCUUCUAUUUAAUGAUGGCCGAUGGGAAAUUUUUUUAAAUAAAAUGAGAAAUUUUAAUUUUCGGGAAAAAUAAAUUUGACAUACGAAAUUCUAACGGCUUAUUGACGACUAAUAAUUUUGAAAUCAAUGUAAAUAAAGUCUAGUUUAAUUUUUAUGAGAUUUCAAUUAAUAUGUGAAUAUUUCUUGUUUGCGAUCAUUACCAAUUUAAUUUAAAAUAUCUUCCUUAGUUCGAAAAAUAUGCAUAUUUGCAUUUAAAAAAUUUUACUGGUGCUAAAAAAUGUUUAGGAAUAUUAUGGCUGAUAAAAUAAAUGAGAUUUAAAACACAUAUUUAUAAUUAAAUCUGACUUAUAAUAUUCAACGAUACGCUGGAAAAUGUUCUAAAGAUUUAAUUUAAAAAAAAAAGGAAAAUUUGAAAUUUGCGGGUCAUGAUAUUUUGGAACUGAGGUAAUGAUUUAACUUGAGUACUGUCAUAAAACACAAUCGCUUGUCUAAUACUAAGGUAAGGAAAAGCUAUUUGGUACAAUAAGCGGAAGCGUUACAUUGUUAAUUAUUUAGGUAAUUUAUUUAUUUAAUUAAAUAUUAGUGUCCCUCAGUAGAAAAUUUUCCAACUCAACAUUUUUCUGUCAGCAAUCAUCUCAAUAAACAUUUUCUAAUCCUAUUAGUAUUUAAAAUUUUUAAAGCAUAAAAAUUCUUACAGAAAAUUUUAUUGCAAAAAUUUGAGGCCGCUAGUGUUUUGAAAAAUCAUUAACAGAAAAUUUAUGCUAAAUAAUAAUCCUUUAAAUGAUAAAUAUGUUUUAUUUUUGUUAUUUAUUUAUUUGUUUCUAUUAUUUUCUUUUUUAUGUACACAGAAAUAACGGAUUUCAUGACGCCUGAAAUAUUUUGCACUAUGAAGUGAAAACAAAAAUUAUGUUCGGACUGGAAAAAACUUCUUGACGCAAAAAUUUUUUCUUGCUCCGAGAAAUUUAUUGUUUUCAAUUUAUAGUGCAGAAAAUUUUUUGCGUUAACAGGGGUUCGCACUUUUCUCUCUAUGACGCUCAAGUCCACGAACGAUAUUAUCUUUGAUGCACUUGUGCAGUAAAUAGAAACUUUGGCCGAGUUUUUCUCUUAAAUAAACGAAUAUUAUGAAAUAAUUAAAGCGCAUUUUGCUAGAUUAGACAGUAAUGCAUCAAAGUGCUGUCUGUGCUUUGUAUUGAGAGAUUUUGUUUCCGAAAAAAAAACCCAGCCGAAAAUAUCUGAUAACCCCUGUUAAGUAAAAAAUAUUCUUAGGGCGAGUAAAAAUUUUUUGAGCCAAGAAAUAUUUUUUUUCUGUGUAGAAAUUUUAUAAGUUUUUUGGCUCUCCUGUAAAAUUAAAAAAAAUUGAAUUAAAAUAAAAUUUUCAUUAUUUUAAUUUGUACUUAAAUAUAAUUAGGGCAUUAUUGAAUAAUUAUAACAUAAAUUUUAACAGAAAUUAAGUUUCAAAAAUAGACAGAAUUGCGCCAUUAAAUUUAGUCACUUAAAAAUUAUUUAUAGUUAUAAUUUUAGUUAAAAAUUUUAUUUUUGUUUACAAGUAAGAAAAAAUUUUUUGAAUUUACAAUUUUGAUUUGAUAAAUAAGUAAAUAAAUAUUUUAUUAGGUAAGAUAAUUUUUAUGAUUAUUGUUGACCUACAGUUUUUAAAAAAUAAUCGGUCAAAAUAAACUUUAAUCUCUAAAAACUAGAUGGUAAGUAAAAUGUAUCAAAACAAAUUUUCAAAAAAUUUAAUACAAAAAAAAUUGGUAUAGAUAAAUUUUGUUAUUAAUUAAAAAUUUUUACGAAUAAUUAACUAUUCAAGUUUUUUU
Microplitis mediator is the source of this 9018-nucleotide messenger RNA. Its product is annotated as probable serine/threonine-protein kinase dyrk2. The transcript is spliced from 7 exons. Lineage: Eukaryota; Metazoa; Arthropoda; Insecta; Hymenoptera; Braconidae. The record is from RefSeq and is a predicted model, not a curated record. The coding region runs from base 387 to 2339 and encodes 650 amino acids.